Messenger RNA from Hemicordylus capensis (graceful crag lizard), 3302 nucleotides. RefSeq names its product calcium homeostasis endoplasmic reticulum protein (gene CHERP). Gene Ontology annotation, molecular function: RNA binding. Gene Ontology annotation, biological process: RNA processing; intracellular calcium ion homeostasis. The record is from RefSeq and is a predicted model, not a curated record. Gene Ontology annotation, cellular component: perinuclear region of cytoplasm. The coding region runs from base 100 to 2862 and encodes 920 amino acids. The transcript has 18 exons. Lineage: Eukaryota; Metazoa; Chordata; Lepidosauria; Squamata; Cordylidae.
CGUGACGAGGCGCGUCAGUGUCGCGGGCGGGGCCAGCCCUUCUUGACGGCCGGCGGGGCCUAGUCCGCAGCUGAGGCCUUCGCCGCCGCCGCCGCCGCCAUGGAGAUUCCUCCGCCGCUGCCGCCGCCGCCCGAAGACCAGGAACUGCGCAACGUCAUUGACAAGUUGGCACAGUUUGUGGCACGGAACGGCCCCGAGUUUGAGAAGAUGACGAUGGAGAAGCAGAAGGAGAACCCCAAGUUCUCGUUCCUCUUUGGGGGGGACUUCUACGGCUACUACAAGUACAAGCUGGCACUCGAGCAGCAGCAGCUGUUGUGCAAGCAGAGCCAGGAUAUCGAGGCUGCCCCACAGAUCCAGUCGUUGCCCCAGCCAUCCUUGCCACCUGCGGCCCCCCUUCCCACUCCUCAGGGGACCCUCUCCAUGGAAGAGCUGAUCCAACAAAGUCAGUGGAACCUGCAGCAGCAGGAGCAGCACCUCCUGGCCCUGAGGCAGGAGCAAAUCACCUCUGCGGUCGCUCUGGCCGUGGAGCAGCAGAUGCAGAAAGUCUUGGAGGAGACCCAGCUGGACGUGAACGAGUUUGACAACUUGCUGCAGCCGAUCAUAGACACCUGCACCAAAGAUGCCAUCUCGGCGGGCAAGAACUGGAUGUUCAGCAAUGCCAAGUCCCCCCAGCACUGUGAGCUGAUGGCCGGGCACCUGCGCAACCGCAUCACGGCCGAGGGGGCCCACUUUGAGCUGCGCCUGCACCUGAUCUACCUGAUCAACGACGUGCUGCACCACUGCCAGCGGAAGCAGCAGCGGGACCUCCUGGCCGCUCUGCAGAAGGUGGUGGUGCCCAUCUACUGCACCAGCUUCCUGGCCGUGGAGGAGGACAAGCAGCAGAAGAUCGCCAGGCUCCUUCAGCUGUGGGAGAAAAAUGGCUACUUUGACGAGUCCAUCAUCCAGCAGUUGCAGAGCCCGGCCCUGGGGCUAGGCCAGUACCAGGCCACCCUGAUCAUGGAGUAUGCCAGUGUGGUGCAGCCGGUCCAGGUGGCUUUUCAGCAGCAGAUCCAGAACCUGAAGACGCAGCACGAGGAGUUUGUCAGCAGCCUGGAGCAGCAGCAGCAGCAGCAGCAGCAAAUGCAGCUCCCGCCGCUGGAGAGCGAGGUGAAGGCGGCCCCUCCCGCCCCCGCGGCCCCCCCGGCCUCGGCACCCCCUCCGGCAGCUCCCAUCCCGCAAGCAGACGACGGGAAGGCCCAGCUCCCCCUGGCGGGCUCUGCGGAGUACGAAGCUGCAGGGGCUGGCGGGCCCGAUCCUGCAGCCUCGGGGCCUCGGGGGCCCGGGCCCCACGACCACGUCCCUCCCAGCAAGCCCCCCUGGUUCGACCAGCCCCAUCCGGUGGCCCCUUGGGGCCAGCAGCAGCCCCCGGAGCAGCCCGCCUUCCCUCACCACCAGGGGCCCCCCCACUGCCCCCCCUGGAACAGCAACCACGAAGGGCUGUGGAACGAGCAGCGCGAGCCGGCCUGGAGCAACCAGCGCGAAGCCCCCUGGAACAGCCAGCCCGACCCGGCCUGGAACAACCAGUUUGAGGCCCCCUGGAACAGCCAGCACGAGCAGCCGCCCUGGGGCGGGGGCGGCGGGGGCGGCGGGGGCGGGGGCCAGCGGGAGCCCCCCUUCCGGAUGCAGCGCCCCCCGCACUUCCGGGGGCCCUUCCCUCCGCACCAGCAGCACCCCCAGUUCAACCAGCCGCCCCACCCCCACAACUUCAACCGCUUCCCGCCGCGCUUCAUGCAGGAGGACUUCCCGCCGCGGCACCCCUUUGAGCGGCCCCCCUACCCCCACCGCUUCGACUACCCCCAGGGGGACUUCCCGCAGGAGAUUGGCCCCCCGCACCACCACCCCGGGCACCGCAUGCCCCACCCCGGGAUCAGCGAGCACCCCCCGUGGGGAGGGCCACAGCACCCCGACUUUGGGCCUCCUCCGCACGGCUUCAAUGGGCAGCCGCCCCACAUGCGCCGGCAGGGCCCUCCCCACGUCAACCACGACGACCCCAGCCUGGUGCCCAACGUCCCCUACUUUGACCUCCCCGCUGGACUCAUGGCCCCCCUUGUCAAGCUGGAAGACCACGAAUACAAGCCCCUGGACCCCAAGGACAUCCGCCUGCCGCCCCCCAUGCCCCCCAGCGAGAGGCUGCUGGCUGCAGUGGAGGCCUUCUACAGCCCGCCCUCCCACGACCGGCCGAGAAACAGUGAGGGCUGGGAGCAGAACGGGCUCUACGAGUUCUUCCGGGCCAAGAUGCGAGCUCGCCGGCGCAAGGGCCAGGAGAAGCGGAACAGUGGUCCGUCGCGGUCCCGCAGCAGGUCCAAGAGCCGAGGCCGCUCCUCUUCCCGCUCCAACUCGAGGUCUUCGAAGUCCUCCGGCUCGUACUCGAGGUCGCGCUCCCGCUCCUGCUCCCGCUCGCGCUCCUACUCCCGAUCCCCGUCCAGGAGCAGAAGCCGGUCCCACUCGUCCCGAAGCCGCUCCCGCUCCCGGUCCCGGUCCAAGUCCUACUCCCCUGGAAGGAGGCGCCGCUCCCGGUCUCGCAGCCAGACGCCGCCCUCCGCAGCCGGAUUGGGCUCCAGCUCUGGGCCUCCCGUCCCCGAAUCCCGACUUGGCGAGGAGAACAAAGGGCACCAGAUGCUCGUGAAGAUGGGGUGGAGCGGAUCUGGGGGCCUGGGAGCCAAGGAGCAAGGGAUCCAGGACCCCAUCAAAGGAGGGGACAUCCGCGACAAGUGGGACCAGUACAAGGGCGUGGGGGUGUCCCUGGACGACCCCUACGAGAACUACCGGAGGAACAAGAGCUACUCCUUCAUUGCCCGCAUGAAGGCCCGGGAUGAAAGUUAAUGCUGCCUGGAGCGGAUCCGGGGGCUGCUGGGCCCACCAAGCAAGACUCGGCUGUACAUCCGGAGCACCCCAAGAGACACCCCCACCCACCCACCCUCCCUCCCUCCCAGCCGCAGGAGCUCCCCCCUGAGUGUAGCUGUGAAGGGAUGUCCCCUGCUUUGUCACAAGAGGAGACCUUUCGGCCUUUUUGUAGCCCCCCCUCUCACCGCUCCCUCUACCCCCCCCCCCCGCCCCGUCAGAAACACUUUUUGUACCACGGCGUUUCCCAUCUGCACGGCAGGCGCCCCCCCCUUCCUCCUCCUCCUCCUCGGCACAGCCAGGUAGUGGGGCUGGCAGCAGCAGCAGCCCGGGGUCUCUGUCCGAGCCACCCAGCCGAGGUCGGCUACCCUCUUGUACUGACAGUUGCCUCCCAAUAAACAGACUUUCCUCCCCUUUUUCUA